This is a messenger RNA of Babjeviella inositovora NRRL Y-12698, 565 nucleotides long. RefSeq lists its product as uncharacterized. Lineage: Eukaryota; Fungi; Ascomycota; Pichiomycetes; Serinales. The transcript has a single exon. The record is from RefSeq and is a predicted model, not a curated record. Bases 104 to 418 code for a protein of 104 amino acids.
CGUAAGCUCACUAGCAAGGUACAACUCCUAUUGACAUGCUCGGUCGUUAUGGGACGUCUCGGGGCGAACUAAGCCAUUUUAGUAGAUUAGAAUCUCAUAGGAAAUGAACUAUUUACGUUUCCAUUCUAGGAAACGGAGACUAAGCACAAGGGGUUGCAAAUUUGCAACUUCCCAAAACGGAAUGGCAGUGCGUUGUAGAACCGCCGUAACGUUAAUGCGGGAAAUUAGAUUCAGCUCUAGCAAUCGCAGCGAGACAUAUUCCUGCAUGUCCCGGAGCGUAGAAAGUGCAAGAGAGCCAACUAUUGAGACAGUUAUCCCCCUUGCCCUACUCGAAUAUUGCCGGAGUGCAAGCAGAGGGAUUUGUGGUGAGUUCCGUGCCACUCCUAGUGCUGGCAGUCGAAUACUCCCCAAUUCCUGAGGUUCAAACACGCAUUAAUAUGCCAUUAGACCAGUUUAUAAUUUUUAGUCACUAUAACCAGAAUUACAUGGAAUGCGAACGAAAUGAGCAACAAUAUAGAUUACAAAAUUACUUUUAAAGCGCCAUCCUCUUCACCGCUUGCCUUAU